Messenger RNA from Blepharisma stoltei, 264 nucleotides. Lineage: Eukaryota; Ciliophora; Heterotrichea; Heterotrichida; Blepharismidae. The record is from the annotation of a GenBank genome assembly.
AUGGAACGUGACUAUUUUCCUAUUUCAGACACAGAAAAAGAAGAAUUAGAUAAACUAGGAAUAACUUAUAGGUGGAGAGAUAGCUGUUUGCCACAGAAAAAAGAAGAAAAACUAUGUAAAAUGCAGCACAAUUUAUUUUGGUUUUAUUAUUGUAAAGAACAGAUUAGUGCGUGAAAGAAUUGUGAAGCAGAUAGAGAAAGAGAAAUAAUGAAGAUCCAAAAUUUUAGUCUUCCGCCAAUUGAAAAGAGAAAGCUAUUUAAUUAA